Astyanax mexicanus (Mexican tetra) is the source of this 2324-nucleotide messenger RNA. It is a transcript of the gene ccdc28a, whose product is annotated as coiled-coil domain containing 28A. The transcript is spliced from 6 exons. The record is from RefSeq and is a predicted model, not a curated record. Lineage: Eukaryota; Metazoa; Chordata; Actinopteri; Characiformes; Acestrorhamphidae. The coding region runs from base 166 to 714 and encodes 182 amino acids.
GUAAAAAAAAGCAGGAAGUGUUUUGGGAACUUUUUUGGGCAGUGGGAUGUUUUUGGUGGUGUAAGUUUACACUGAGGUAAUUCUGCGAUGGUGUUAAUAAAGGAUAUCAGCGCGCUGUGACAGAAAGGUUUACAGCUGGAGGUAAAGAGAGAGAAUUGUAACAGUAUGGAGGAGAGGAAGAUUAAACGGAAAAGCCCCAGACCGUCGGUCCCCCAAUCUGCUCCUCCAGCCACCACCCGAAAGACUGGCAUUCCCAGCAGCAGAUCCUUAGGAUUAGGGAUGGGCACCCACUCCAAUCAGAAGAGCAGAUGCCGCAAAGGAGUGAGAGAAAAACAGAGAGCUCAGACUCAGGCCAGUAGAAACAGCCAGACUGCUUCCAUUCAGCACUCCUUCCUCACAGACGUGUCUGAUGUGCAGGAGAUGGAGAAAGGUCUGCUGAGCCUCCUUAACGACUUCCACUCCGGAAAGCUCCAAGCUUUUGGGAAUGAGUGUUCCAUUGAUCAGAUGGAGCAUGUUCGAGAGAUGCAGGAGAAGCUGGCCAGACUGCACUUUGACCUGUAUGGAGAGGUAGAUGAAAUGCCUGAAGACCAACGCAAGGUCGCCUGUGAUACCAACAUGGACAAACUUCUAAUGAACCUGGAGGAGUUAAGCUCUUCGAUACAGAAGCUGAACCUUGCUGAUAGCCAGGAAGCCCCCAGAGCGUCCAGUAUUUGAAGCUCUGGAUCCGGCAUGAAGAUCUAGUUGGUGUGGAGGGUGUACAUAUCUGAAAGCGUCACCAUUAACCACCUGCAGGAAGAGUAGACCUACAGGACUGGCUCACUGCACAGUUUACUACUAAAUGCAAUAUCAAGAUCACUCAUAACGUUACACAUCGCACACCUCACCACCUAACCAUCCGUGUAGGAGCUAGCUGUAAUGCAUCUGUCCAUCCACAGGGGUCAGUAUAUCCAUCUUUACUUUCAAGUCCCUGUCCGUUUGAGGCUAAGUUAGAAAACAAAAAAAGGCUCAUUUUGGCCAUUUAGUAGUAGUCAGGUGACUAUUUUUUUUGUUGUGUCCACAUGUUUAAGACCUAAUUACUGGAAUUCUGAUGAUUAAUAAUUAAUAAUUUAGAAUAAACCAGAAUAACACCAGAAUCUUAACAAACUCAACAGAUUAGGUGUUAAUAGAUAUCCUGUGUCAAAGUUUGUAACUGUCACAAAUUCACACAACUACAUAGCUAACCCAUUAGCACCCAUUCCAUCAGUAGAGAAAUUACACAUAAAAUGUACAUACAGCAUAUAAGCUUUUUAUUAAAACAGCUUAUUGCACUGGUAUUUCAUUAGUUUUGCUUCCCAGCUAACAAGUUAGCAAACAUUCCACCAGUAGAUAACUCCUAUAUAGCAUAUCAGCUUUUUAUUAAAAUAGUUAGCCAUAUGAUUAUUUCUUUGGCUGCAGCUACAGUGAUUAUCACUGAGGGGUUGUUAUUUACAGGAUUAGCAGAGCGCACUGGACUCUACACUGCCCCAUAAAACACGAGGGCACUGUAUAAUUGAACGUUUGAAUUUGAAAUAGUAAAGCUUCCUACUGAAGGAAUGGGUGCUAAUUUGUUAGCUGGGUGGUUUCUAAGCUACAAUAAGUCUAGAAGGGAUUAUAGUAACAAAAAUCUGAUGGCACAAUCCAACUUUACAAAAUUCUAAUGUUUCCUAAAUUUAUAUUGUGGAAAAAAGAUGAAAGCCCAUGUCUUCUUCUUUACACAUACUAAAUAAGAAAAAUAAAAUCAUGAUGUUUUACCCAUAGUUUUCUGUUUUACAAUUUAGCCCCAAACAGAUAACUGAUCUGAUCAAUGUUACACUCCCCCAGUGGUGGACUGAUAAUCAGUAUAUUUAUUGCUGGAUGCCUUUGAGUUGUGCAAUAUGAGAACAUUUGCAAUGUCACUAAUUCACUUUAUCGAAUAACUAUUUUUUAAUUCUCAAGAUACGAAUAUUUUUCAUCUUUGGACCCUUUGUUAUUUAAUCAGUCACUGUGUGUGUGUGUUGGGAUUUAUUAAGUAUUUUAAACCCCUUUUAAAACUGAAGAUGCCCAAAAACCCCAUUAAAUCCCAUCAAUAUUUGCCUUAUUCUGAAGACUUCUCUGUCUUGAGUAUGCAGAAAAACGGGUUCUGCACUCGAAAGUACCUGGAGGAAUGUUAUUUUUAUAAUAUUAAAAGCCUUUGUAUAUUGCAGGUGCACCUACUUUAUUUUAAAAUGAUUUACAUUUCUAAUAUAACUGGUUGAAUGUUCAUGGUUUCUGUGGCUUGAGUUUGAGAGUGCCAUCAAUAAAGGUCACAUGCUUCCUAAUGACCCUGA